Messenger RNA from Scheffersomyces amazonensis, 1195 nucleotides. Its product is annotated as shikimate dehydrogenase family protein. Gene Ontology annotation, molecular function: shikimate 3-dehydrogenase (NADP+) activity. NCBI's taxonomy places the organism in Eukaryota, Fungi, Ascomycota, Pichiomycetes, Serinales, Debaryomycetaceae. The record is from RefSeq and is a predicted model, not a curated record. The transcript has a single exon. The coding region runs from base 115 to 1062 and encodes 315 amino acids. Gene Ontology annotation, biological process: chorismate biosynthetic process; shikimate metabolic process.
CGGAGUAUCAUUGAGGCAGAAUGAAGUGUAUAAAUAUAUGUACUGUAAUCCAGAUUAAUUGUAGAUUAUAUACUAUAUAUUAUAUGCUAUAUACUAUUAUAAGCAGCGGUAACCAUGACUAAGGAUAUAGAUUUGAAGCAAUUCAGGGACGUAAGAUCGAAAUCCCUAAAGAUUAAACUAUUCGGUAAACAUAUCCAACAUUCAAGAUCUCCCUUAUUGCAAAAUUAUUCAUUUAAGAAAUUAGGUUUAGAUUGGAAGUAUGAACUUUUAGAUAGUGAAGAUAUAGAUUUAUUUAAACAAUUCUUAAAUUCAGAAGAAUGUGCUGGAGCAGGAGUUACCAUGCCUAAUAAAGUACGAAUGCUACCCCAUGUUGAUUUGGUUGAUGAUGGAGCUAAAGCAGUUGGAGCCAUUAAUACAAUUUAUAUACGUCAUGAUAAAGUGACUAAUAAAAAAUUAUUUAUUGGUACCAAUACUGAUACUAUCGGUAUAAAGAAUUCAUUUCUAUUUAAUGCUUCUGAAGUAGUUGAAAAAUCAAAACAGCAAGAACGGGUAGGUCUUGUUUAUGGAGGUGGUGGGGCUUGUCGGUCAGCUGUUUAUGCAUUAAGUGUAUUUUUAGGCUGUUCAAAAGUGUACAUUAUUAACAGAUUUUCUGAAGAAGUUGAGGCUGUUAAGAAAGAAAUGAUAAAGGGAGGCUUUAAAGGGGAAAUUGGUCAUAUUGAAACACCAGCUCAGGCUAAACAAUUAGCAAAUAAACCAUUGCUUAUUGUAUGUACAGUUCCUGACUUCGAACCCCAGACAGAACAAGAGAAGUUAGCUCGAGAAACUUUACAAGUAUUCAUUGAUCAUAAUGAAAAGGGUGCAGUAUUAGAAAUGUGCUAUCAUCCAAACCCCGAGACUCGAUUAUAUAAGGACUUUGAAAAGGGUCAUUGGAAAGUUAUUAGCGGAAUUGAAGCUAUGCUAUAUCAGGGACUCGCUCAGGAAGUAUUAUGGACCGGAUAUACCUGGGACGAGUUGCCUGUUAAGGAAGUAAUUGAAUAUGUCUAUCAACAUGUUCAUGAUUAGCUAGAAUACCUAUAUAAAAAAAGAAUUGCUGCUAAAUUGGCAUGACUUUACACAAAAAGUCGCCAUAAAGAUUUACCAACAUAUAUGCGAUGCCAUACGUAUUUUAAUUAUACAAAUAUAAAUAUAUAUAGAA